AUGGCUGAAACUGUUGCUAUUGAACUCGUCAAAGUCGUUUUUCAGAAGCUGACUGAUGAAGCCAUGAAGCGAAUUGCUCGCUCUCAGGGAAUUCACAACGAGCUGAAGGAAUUGAGGAGUACAUUGUCGCAUAUACAAGAUUUGCUUAAUGAUGCCUCUGAGAAGGAAGUGACAGAUAAAUCUGUCAAAAGAUGGCUGAAUGGUCUCCAACAUUUGGCUUAUGACAUCGAUGAUGUACUUGACGAUUUGGCUACCGAAGCUAUGCACCGUGAGCUGACCCUGGAAUCAGGAGCAGUUAUCUGCAGCAAGGUAAGAAAGCUCAUCCCCACAUGCUGCACAAAGUUCUCACUAAGUCAUAGGUUGUCUGCUAAGUUAGAUAGUAUUACCACCGAAUUACAACUCUUAGAAAAACAAAAAAAUGAUCUAGGUUUGAUUAAGAAAGAUGAAAAGCCAAAAAAUACUAGUAGAAGAAAUGAAACCUCUUUGCCAGAGCCUGAUGUUAUUGGAAGAGAAGUUGAGAAAAAGAAAUUUAUGAAGAUGUUGUUAGAAGAUGAUGGGUCAUCUAAGGAAAACUUUAGUAUCUUACCCAUAGUUGGUAUGGGUGGGGUUGGUAAGACCACUCUAGCUAGACUUUUGUAUAACGAUACAAAGGUGCAGGCUCACUUUGAGCUCAAGGUAUGGGUUUAUGUUUCUAGAGAGUUUGAUAUUUUUAAGAUAAGCGAUACCAUCCUUCAAUAUGUGACUAGGGAAAACAAUGAUGAACAAAAGGAUGAAAACAAGGAUAAAAAUAAGGAAUCUAAAGACUUAAAUCAGGUUCAGUUGGCUCUUCUAGAGAAAUUUAAGGAAAAACGAUUCCUAGUAGUAGUUGAUGAUGUGUGGAAUGAAAACUAUGACGAUUGGGAACAUCUAGUGCGCCCAUUUCGUGCAGGUGCUCAUGGAAGUAAGAUAAUCAUGACAACUAGAAACGAUCUAUUGCUCAAAAAACUAGGUUUUCAUCAUCUAGAUCGUCUCGAGCUUUUGUCGCAAGAAGAUGCUUUUUCGUUGUUUGCUCUACAUGUAGGUGUAGAUAGCUUUGACUUACACCCAACACUAAAAGCAUAUGGGGAAGGUAUUGUAAACAAGUGUGGUCAUUUGCCUUUGGCUAUAAAGGCAAUUGGAAGGUUAUUAAGGAGAAAGACAAAUGUAGAAGACUGGGAGGAUGUGUUGAAUAGUGAGAUAUGGGAUACAGAACAUGGUAAAGACAUCUAUCCAGCUCUUAGGCUAAGCUACCAUGACCUUUCUGCAGAUUUGAAGCAGUUGUUUGCAUACUGCUCCUUGUUCCCUAAAGGCUAUUUGUUUAACAAGGAGGAGUUGGUCUUAUUGUGGAUGGCCGAAGGGUUUUUGAACCCAUCAAAUGCAACCAAGUCACCAGAACGAUCUGGCCAUGAAUAUUUUGAAAUUCUGUUAUCUAGGUCAUUUUUUCAAUAUGCACCUAAUGAGGAAUUCUUGUUUAUAAUGCAUGAUUUGAUGGUUGACUUGGCCACCUUUGUUGCCGGAGAAUGUUUUCUAAGGUUUGACAAUCAUACGAAGACAAAGCCAGAUAAUUUGGAAAAGUAUCGCCAUAUGUCAUUUAUUCGUGAAAACUAUGUAGGUUAUCAUAAGUUUGAGGCAUUCACAGGAGCCAAAUGCUUGAGAACACUUUUAGCAGUAUCUAUUGAUGUGGAUCAGGGCUUUUAUUUAUCUAAUAAAGUUUUGAUUGACUUAUUGCCUAGGUUAUCAUUGUUAAGGGUUCUUUCUUUGAGUCAUUUUGCAAUAAGUGAGGUACCAAAUUCCAUAGGUGGUUUGAAGCACUUGCGGUAUCUUAAUUUAUCUGAAACUAGGAUAAAAGAGUUACCGGAGAAUGUUGGCAACCUUUAUAACCUACAGACAUUAAUUGUUUCUGGGUGUGGGUGGUUAACUAAGCUGCCUACAAGCUUCUUAAAGCUUAAAAGGUUACGACAUUUUGACAUAAGGGAUACUCCGUCUUUGCAGAAGCUGCCGUUGGGGAUUGGUGAGUUGGAAAGCCUACAGACUCUCACCAAGAUUAUCAUCGGACGAGAUGAUGGCAUAGAAAUAAAGGAGCUCAAGGGAUUAAGGAAUCUACAUGGUGAAGUUUCCAUUAAGGGGUUGCACAAAGUGCAAAGCGCAAGACACGCACGAGAGGCAAACUUAUCUCUAAAAAAGAUCACUCGAUUAGAGCUGCAAUGGGUUGAUGUGUUUGGUUGUUCUCAAAUAGGUACACUUGAAAAGCGGGUUCUCAAUGAGCUGAAGCCUAAUAGUGAUUCUUUGGAAGAGCUUUCAAUCAUGUCAUACAGGGGAACACUGUUUCCAAAUUGGAUUGGUGAUCCCUCUUUUCAUGAAUUGGUUGAUGUAUCUAUACGUGGUUGCAGAAAAUGCACAUCUCUACCCCCAUUAGGGCUACUGCCUUCUCUUAAGAGGUUGUAUAUUGAAGGCAUGGAUGAGGUUAAAAUCAUAGGUCUAGAGUUAACUGGGAGUGAUGUUAAUGCCUUUCCUUCACUUGAAGUUCUAACAUUCGCAGACAUGUCUGGUUGGGAGGGGUGGUCAACUAUAAAUGAGGGUUUUGUUGCAGUGUUUCGGAGCCUUAAAGAGAUACAUAUAAGAAGAUGUCCGAAAUUAAUUAACGUCUCAUUUCAAGCACUGCCUUCACUCAAGGUUCUUGAAAUAGAUAGAUGUGGUGAUGGUGUCUUGAGAAGUCUGGUUCAGGUAGCUUCAUCAAUCACUAAGUUGACAAUAAGUUCUAUCCAAGGGCUUACAUAUAAGGUGUGGAGAGGUGUUAUAGGACAUCUUAGGGAAGUUGAAGAACUAAGUAUUGAUAGAUGUAAUGAAAUAAAAUACUUAUGGGAAUCAGAAGCAAAGGCAAGUAAGCUUCUUGUGAAUUUAAAGAAAUUGAGAUUAGUGAAUUGUUCAGGUUUGGUAAGUUUAGGAGAGAAAGAGGACAGUUUUGGGAGCAACGCCCUAUUAUCUCUUAGAUUGUUGGAUGUAAGUUAUUGUGGUAGCAUAAAACAUUUAUGUUGUCUAAAUAACCUUGUGAGUUUGAAAAUUAGCUUAAGCAGAUGUGAUAAACUUCAGGUGGGAAGGAUCAACAACACAAGCAUGCCAAGGCUUGAAACCCUAAAUAUUAAUAAAUGGGAAAAUCUAAGAUCAAUCAGUGAAUUGAGUAACUCCACUCACCUCACCAGCCUGAGUAUAGAUUCUUGUCCACAUAUCGUGUCACUUGAUGACCUUCAGCUAUCAAACCUCACCAGUUUGUCAAUUACUAAAUGUAAAAGUCUGGUGUCAUUAUCUGAGCUAUCAAACCUCACAAGUUUGUCAAUUGUUGAUUGUGAAAGUCUGGUGUCGUUACCUGAGCUAUCGAAUCUCACCUUGUUAAAAGAUCUGGAAAUCAGCAGGUGUCCGGGAAUUGAUGUUUCGGUUCAUGGUGGGCUUUGGCCUCCCAAAUUGUGUUCCCUUGAAAUAGGGGGGUUGAAGAAGCCCAUAUCAGAGUGGGGGGAUCUGAAUUUUCCUCCUUCCCUUGUUCACCUAGAGUUAUCUUCUGAACCCCAAGUGAGUGAUUUUAGUCAAUUGUCCCAUCUUCUUCCUUCGUCACUCACUACAUUUGUGAUAAACUGGUUUCAUGAUUUGGAAUCACUUUCAACGGGGCUCCAACACCUCACAUCUCUUCAACAUCUCAGUAUUUGGAAUUGCCCAAAGGCGAAUGAUCUACCAGAAACGUUGUUACCUUCACUUUUGAGUUUGAGAAUAUAUGGUGAUUGCCCAAAAUUGGAAGAAAGGUGUAAAGGAAGAGGCUCCCACUACUGGCCCCUCAUCUCUCAUAUCCCCUGCAUCCAAAUAACAGAUUUCAGGUACAUUUUUUCUAAUACCCUCUAA
Helianthus annuus (common sunflower) is the source of this 3906-nucleotide messenger RNA. RefSeq names its product putative disease resistance RPP13-like protein 1. Bases 1 to 3906 code for a protein of 1301 amino acids. The transcript has a single exon. Gene Ontology annotation, molecular function: ADP binding. Gene Ontology annotation, biological process: defense response to other organism. NCBI's taxonomy places the organism in Eukaryota, Viridiplantae, Streptophyta, Magnoliopsida, Asterales, Asteraceae. The record is from RefSeq and is a predicted model, not a curated record.